This is a messenger RNA of Phanerochaete carnosa HHB-10118-sp, 1509 nucleotides long. RefSeq lists its product as uncharacterized. The record is from RefSeq and is a predicted model, not a curated record. The transcript is spliced from 12 exons. NCBI's taxonomy places the organism in Eukaryota, Fungi, Basidiomycota, Agaricomycetes, Polyporales, Phanerochaetaceae. The coding region runs from base 1 to 1509 and encodes 502 amino acids. Gene Ontology annotation, molecular function: monooxygenase activity; heme binding; iron ion binding.
AUGUUCUUCAUCUUGCCCUCUGGACAGCUCACAAUAGUCGUGCUCUUGCUUGCUGGACUUGUGUGGACCCUGUACAAAAGCCGUAGACAGGUUGGCCUGCCGCCUGGACCGCCUGGACUGCCCAUCCUGGGGAACGCGUUGGAGUUCUCUAUGCCAAACGCAUACAAGACCUUCGCAAAAUGGGGGAAGCAGUAUGGUCCUGUGAUCGCGGUGAGGGCGUUCUCACAAACUUGCAUCAUCGUCCAUUCUGCGCCGGUGGCCAUGAAUAUUCUCACAAAGAGCUCUGGCUCGACUUCGUUCAGGAUCGUGCGCCCCAUAACUGAGCUGUACGGGCUCGGGCGUUUCCUGGCACACUUGCAGCCGAAUGAGGAGUUUAAGCAGAGCAGGCAGUACACGAAGAUGAGUCUGGGGUCGGCUGCCAUGACGGAAUACGAGCCUGAGCAUGAACUACGGGCUUUGAGACUGGUCCGGAAGCUCUCCGGUAAUCCCCAAAAUCUCCUAUCUGAGAUAGGGUUCUGGGUAGCAGCCAGCUUUGAGCAUAUUGCUUAUGGCACAGACGAAGAAGAAGAACCUUCCGGAUUCGUCGAAAUCGCGCGGCGCUUCAUGCCCGACUUCAUUCUCUCGAGCGAUCCGACCGUUUUAUGGGCUGUUGAUGUCCUACCGUUUUUGCGUCACCUCCCAUCCUGGCUGCCGGGAAUGUCUUUCAAACGGCAGGCGGAGGCAUUUGCAAAAGGCCCUCUUCACGAUCUCCUCAAUAAACCUUUCGAGAAUGCUGUCCGCAAGAUGGAAAGCGGAAAAUUUUCGCCUUCGCUGAUUUCUCGCGUCUCGGAAAGACAACCCCUGGACACCUUGAGCGAUGAUGACUUGGAAAUUCUGAAAUUAUCGGCCAUGAAUCUUUACCUCGGUGGUGCCGACUCGACGACUAGCAUCGUGUCUUCCUUCUUCCUGGCCAUGAUUCUGUAUCCGGAAGUCCAGAAACGCGGGCAACAGGAGGUCGAUGCGGUGACACAUGGAACACGGCUGCCCACUUUCGCAGACAGGCCUCAUCUGCCGUACAUCGACUGCAUCAUGAAGGAGCUGAUGCGUUGGGCAGUCCCGACGCCUUUCUUGUUCCCUCACGUCCAAGAUCCUGCCUGCGACGCGUUCGUCGACGGUUUAUUGAUACCUCGAGGAAGCAUGUUGAUUGUUAACACUGGCGGAAUUUUCGAGGACCCCGACGUAUAUACUGACCCCACCAAAUUCUGGCCCGAGCGAUUCCUAGACAAGACGCUCUUGGACCCAUUCUCUAUUGCGUUUGGCUUUGCACGGAGGCAGUGCAUAGGCAUGCGUUUCAUCGAGAAACGCCUCUGGAUUACGAUUGCUACAACGCUCGCUACGCUGGACGUCGGUGGUCCUACGAAGCCGAGCGUUCGAGAACCCCGGGCGGCAUGGGAAGACGGUCCCAUACGACUGCCGCUGCCGUUUGAUGCAGCAUUCAAGGUUCGGAACGAAGCGCUGCUUGAUAAUUAA